CUAAGAGUUAGGCCUCAACUAUUUGUGUCUCUUCAUCUACAUUUUGCACAUACGGGGAUGGCGAGUACGAGAAUCACAAACCUUCAGAAUGUCGUUAAACAAGUGCCGCUUAUUCAGACUCCUCAGCAGAGCGCUGCAGCACAGGGAGCCGUUCAGAUGAGGAUAAAAAGCUCCCAGAGCUCCGGAGACCGUCUGAGCCAGUCCAAGUCCAUGGUCCUGCAGGACUCUGACCUUCCUCAGAAACCUCUGUCUCGACAUCGCAGGAAUCAAUCCCAGCACGGUGUGGUUCUUUCAGUAGCAACAGCAUUCGAACCACUGGUGGACCUGAAAGGUGAACACCUGAACGUCGCUAAGAUCUCAGACAACGGUAAGAAGCAGAGGAAGAACUGGACUUCGAUGUGGACUGUGCUGACCACAGAUGAACUGCUGCUGUAUAAAGACAAACAGGAAACUGGUGUGAAACCAGGAGGUAAAACGGAUGUGGUUCAGCUUUGUGGGGCCGUCAUUGAGUGGGCAGCGGAGAAGUCAAGCAAGAAAAAUGUCUUCCAGAUCACAACUAACACAGGAAGUGAAUACCUCAUCCAGGCUGACAGCUUCCCCACUGCCAGCAAAUGGCAUGAAGCCAUCAGAAAAACUGUCGACUCAUCAACGAGAGAGGGCAGAGGCUUUGCUCUGCGGAGGUCCAACAGCUCAGAGUUACUGUCCAGGCACAGCUCCUUACCUGGACACGGMUCCGUCUCACCCAACAUGAAGCAAAGAAACCCAGUUCACAGACGCUCCAUCAACGUGUUUGGAGGCUCGAAGCUGAAACACAGCGCCUCAGACAGUGCAGACAAGAAUGGAGUGAAGAACAGACUGAAGAAGUUCAUCAUCAGACGUCCGUCCAUGAAGACAUUGCAGGAGAAAGGCCUCAUCAAAGACCGAGUAUUUGGUUGCCACCUGCUGACGCUCUGCGAUCGUGAAGGAACCACAAUUCCKAAAUUUGUAAGGACUUGUUUAGAAGCUGUUGAGAAACGAGGUCUAGACGCAGACGGGAUCUAYAGGGUCAGUGGAAAUCUGGCCACAAUCCAGAAACUUCGCUUCAUUGUUGACCAAGAGGAAGAGCUGGACCUGGACCACAACCAGUGGGAGGACGUCCACGUCAUCACAGGAGCUCUGAAGAUGUUUUUCCGUGAGCUGCCGGAGCCGCUGUUCCCCUUCAGGUUCUUCCAGCAGUUUGUGGAGGCAGUCAAGAUUAAAGAAACCAAACAGAAAACUCAGGCUGUGAAGAAACUGAUCCAUCAGCUGCCGAAGCCCAACCAUGACACCAUGAAGCUGCUCUUCAGCCACCUGCAAAAAGUUCUGGCUUUUUCAAGGAAGAAUCUGAUGUCCACUCAGGGUAUCGGUAUUGUGUUUGGACCAACACUGAUGUGGCCUGAGCUGGAUGCAGGAAACAUGGCGGUCAACAUGGUUUACCAGAACCAGAUCGUGGAGUUCAUCCUAAUCGAGAGCCGRGAGAUCUUUGACCUGGGCAGGAUGUGAGACGGGCAGGAAGUCAGAUCAGACUGAUGGACUCGGAUCCACUCAUCACCAGAAAAUCAUCCAACUGAUGAAGUGUUUGGGUGC
This is a messenger RNA of Poecilia reticulata (guppy), 1605 nucleotides long. It is a transcript of the gene arhgap15, whose product is annotated as Rho GTPase activating protein 15. The record is from RefSeq and is a predicted model, not a curated record. Lineage: Eukaryota; Metazoa; Chordata; Actinopteri; Cyprinodontiformes; Poeciliidae. Gene Ontology annotation, cellular component: cytoplasm. Gene Ontology annotation, biological process: signal transduction; regulation of GTPase activity.